This is a messenger RNA of Ceratina calcarata, 2361 nucleotides long. RefSeq names its product apidermin 3 like (gene apd-3l). Bases 60 to 869 code for a protein of 269 amino acids. The transcript is spliced from 4 exons. NCBI's taxonomy places the organism in Eukaryota, Metazoa, Arthropoda, Insecta, Hymenoptera, Apidae. The record is from RefSeq and is a predicted model, not a curated record.
CCGGCCCGGCCCAAGUCAGUCAUUCACCGGACUACCAGCCCACCAUACACACACCAAACAUGAAGGCCUUUAUUGUGUUCGCCUGUCUGGCAGUGGCGACGGCCCGCGCCGGAAUCGCACACGGUCCUGGCCUUGCUUACGGAGGAGGCCUUGGAGGCCAUGGCGGCGGCAUUGGUCUUGCCCUGGGCGGAGGAGGAGGUGCUAGCCUUUCUGGUGGACUUGCUGCCGGUGCUGGUAGCGCGAGAUCCCUUCAAGAGGGAGCGUCCAGUUUGGGAUCUGCAGCCCUCGGUGCCAGCUACGCCGCUGGAUCCGCGGCGGCGGCUGGAGCUGCUGGUGUUCAACAGAUCGUCUCUGGUGGAGUGACCGGUGGAAGGGCUGACAUUGGACCCGCCGAAGGACCCAAGGCUAACGUUGGACCCCAGAGCGGACCUUAUGACAGCGUAGGACCUCAAGAAGGUGCCAAGAACAUUGGUGGACCUCGUACUGGACCUGCUGGCCUUGUUGGACCCGCCACUGGACCAUUCACCUCUGUGGGUGCUUCUGCUGGUACCUCCACUCUUGUGGGACCGUCCCAAGGAACCGCUAACUUGGUAGGACCGUCCUACGGUGGAGUCGCUUUCUAUGCUGGAAGUGGUAACAUCAACGGUGACGACGGAAGCUCUGGCUCUGCUGCCGCUGCUGCGCCAGCUGGUCUUGGCGGUGCUGGUUUCGGUGGUGCUGGUGCCAUCGCUGUUGUGGGAGGAGGUGGUGCCGGACUCGGUGGUGGUCUCGGCGGACACGACGGUGGUGUUGCUGUGAUCAACGGACCGUCUGGCGCCAUCCACGCUGGACUCGGCUCCCACGGAGCUAUCUACUCCGGCAAGUACUAGACGUUCUAAGGCCCCAGCGAUCUCGGCUCGGCGACGGCGGCAAACCCACCACAGUCACUUACCGGUCUCAAACGAUCCUCAAACGCGCUCAACGUCUUCUUCCCAAAGCUUCGUCCAACCUAGGAGCAUGGUUAUUAGCGCCCAGCGUUAGUGGUGUAGUCGGUAUACAGUCGGAAUAAUUAUCACGCGAAAUCGCAAGGUCGAACGUCGGUAUAUACCGAGGUACACGGUGGAGCGCGUGUUUGAGAGCCCGACGUACUUGCUCGUACCCCCUGUUGUCAUCCACGAUCACGGGUUUAGAUCUCGGUAUAAAUAAUAUAAUAUAAUAAUAAUAAUAAAUAAUAUAAUAAAUAAUGAGAGUGUAACCACAACCGUGGGCCCCCGGCCAUUCGUGAUUCCGCGGUAACCCGUUUCGUCACAAAACCCUCUCUCUGCCGACGACGCGACUCGUCCCCAUCGUAACGGCGAGGCACGGGUAAAAUUUAGUCAAUUUCUAUUUCUUUCAUCAAUUGUAAUCGUGACAGAGGGAGUCGAACGGAGCUGCGAUUGCCAGCCAUGGUUGCAUUAAGACUCGCGACAACCGGACACCUUGUUGUCGCCGCACACGACGAGCCCCGUUUAUCAAUGGAUCGGCAACGCGUCGAGUCUCGUCGAGAGCUUUCCGUGUAAACAACUCCGAACCGCGCCUGGCACACGUUGGACUCGGCUGUUCCGCCAUGGACCCGGCAAGUGGACAAGCUUUGGCGCUUCGUCGUUGGACCAACUGGGUCUGUUCUGUUUUCUGAACACCCACCGUUGCUCCCGGCAGUAUCUCUGUCCCUUCUCUAUUUUUUUUUUUACAUUUUUUUCUCUAUCGCCACUUACGUCUUCCACCAAAAAACAGCGUAAGGUCGCCGCUCUUCACACACAUAUAUUUACUAUUCUCUCUCUUUUUUUUUUUAUUCUUCUCUUCUCCCUCUCCGUUGAGCCGCGGACGAUCGACUCCCACGAGCCGAGCGGCCCCGCGCGCUCACAAGUUGUUAUACUCACUGCCGCACUCAAGCAUACAUAUUAUUAUUACAUUACUCGUCUCCAUGCGCAUAUAUGUUUUCUCUUUAUAUAUAUACAUGUAUACAUACUAUUACUACUACUUCCUGCGCGUAUAUAUAUAUAUAUAUGAAACACAUUUGCCACACGCGCGCACACACACUAUCGCUAUAUGUGUACUCGUAUAUAUACACACACUACACAUUAUAUUAUAUAAUCGUGUUAUAUGUUAGUCGAAAAGAGAGAGACCGGUAGAUUAUGGUAGGUCAGCCCUUCCCGUGAAUGAAUCAAUGUAAAUAGAUGGUGCGCCGCUGCCGGCCCCCGACCCCGCCCGCCCUCGUCAUACCCUUUCUUUGCGAUCACGACUAGCACCCCACCACCACCAUAGAUAGAUACCACAUAUUUAUAGCGUUUAUACAUUUAUACAAUACUUUAUAUAAAAUAAAGCAUCAGUAUUUAAAACUCA